Messenger RNA from Eupeodes corollae, 4534 nucleotides. Its product is annotated as deubiquitinase DESI2. NCBI's taxonomy places the organism in Eukaryota, Metazoa, Arthropoda, Insecta, Diptera, Syrphidae. Gene Ontology annotation, molecular function: deubiquitinase activity. Gene Ontology annotation, biological process: protein deubiquitination. The coding region runs from base 434 to 1045 and encodes 203 amino acids. The record is from RefSeq and is a predicted model, not a curated record. The transcript is spliced from 5 exons.
AAAACAAAAUUUUCUCUGCCAGCUGUCAUGUCAUUACCUCACGAAAAAAUCUUCGACGUACAAUUUGUAAACAACCAUUUCCAAAAAAAGUAUUCUCAAACUACAGAAACAUAACUUUAUUUAACAACAAAUCGUAAAACUAUCCAUUAAUAGUGGCUUUGUUGAGUUGUGAUAUUUUAUACUAUGCAGGAGCCAUUUUCAAACUAAAUUUUGAGGCACAACAGAUCUUUUUUUUGGUGAAAAAAAAACAUUUGUGUUGUAUUCGUCGCUUCGCUUCAAAGAAGAAGUAAUGAAUAUGGAGUUCAGUUUGUUUCAUCGCAAGAAAAUUCCCUAGUCAUCUUUUUUUUUUAAGAUUAACACACGCCAAUUUAAGAUUGAUUCAGUUUAUCUCGCCUGAAAUUCCUCGAUUUUAUUUGUUAAUUAUUGUUGUGUAAUGUUUUCCAACGGUCUUCCUUGUAAUUUGCCAUUUCCCAGUUGUCUUGGUGUUCCCAAGGAUAGUGGAAGCGACGAACUGUUGCCCGCCAAUAUGGGAAAUCGGGAACCAGUUAUUCUAAAUGUCUAUGAUAUGUAUUGGAUAAAUGAGUAUACUACCUCCAUUGGCUUGGGUGUUUUCCAUUCGGGAGUUGAAAUAUUUGGCACAGAAUUCGCUUAUGGUGGACAUCCCUUUCCUUUUACGGGAGUUUUCGAAAUCACUCCGCGCGACCAUGACGAACUGGGCGAGCAAUUUCAAUUCAGACAAAGUAUACAAAUCGGAUGCACAGAUUUUACUUACGAAGAAGUGCGACGGAUAGUUGAAGAGCUGGGUAAUCAGUUUCGAGGUGACCGCUACCAUUUGAUGAAUAAUAAUUGCAAUCAUUUUUCCAGCUCACUUACACAGAUCCUUUGCGGCCAAGAAAUUCCAAGUUGGGUCAAUCGUUUAGCGCAUUUUAGCUCAUGUGUGCCAUUUCUACAAAGAUGUUUACCAAGAGAAUGGCUAACACCAAACGCCUUACAACAAUCCAUCACAGCAAUACAGGAUCGAGACUCUGAUACCAGUCCCCUUUGAGAGAAGGUUUGAAACGCAAAAUAAAACCGGGAAUUAUAUAUUGAUUAUUGUCGUAUUUUUCACUGCAUAUUCAUCUGUUUUUAGUAAGAAAAAAUGUAAAUCCAUUAAGACAAAUAAUUUAAAGCGUGUAAAAUAAACAAAAGAAAGACAAGUACUAAUUCACUUUGAUAGAGAAAAGAUGUUUACUUCCAACAUUAUAAAAUUCUAAAGUUCAAGUAUAAAAAAAAACACUAACAAAAUUUAACAAUCGAAUAUUUUAGAUUUUCGUGAUCAUAUUUUGUAAAGCUAUUUAAGUUACAACACAAACCACAUUUUUAACUUUUCUACCAAAAAAUAAACAUACAUGUUCAUUGAUAUAUUAAUAUAAUUUCUAUUUUCAAAUUUUAUAUGAAGUCAAUGAAUCGCACAUAUACAUACAUAAAUCUUUUUGUUUGAAUUACUUUGUACUACGUAUUUGCAUGUAUUAAAUUUUCUUAUGUUUAUUAUUUAAUCUGGCUAUAUUAAAUUAAAAUUUUUAAGUAUUUUAGUAUUUUAUUGAAGUCUAUAAUUUGUUUCAAAUGGAGCCAGGCGUUUUCAUGUUUAGUUUUAAUAUUUUGCAUGUUUCAGAAUUAAUUGCAUCGUUGAUACAUUUGUAGGCUAAUGUACAUUUUCUUCACCCAUUACUGAACAAUCAAUCCUCCGAAACACUAAAACGUUAAAUGUGAAACAUUACUAACUCAUGUUCAACGAACUCAACACAUUCAUUUAAUUAAAGUAAAGUAUCGCCACUUUGUCUUACAUAUGCCAAUAAUUAAAUAAAUGCAUGUACGUAAUUGUAAUGAAUAUUAAACUAUCCUGUUAUGUAAAUAACUCCAAAAAUUAUGUUUUAAAUAAAAUAGAAGUAAAAAAGCAUAUGUUAAAGAUAUUUGGAUAUAAAUUUCCAAAUUGUAUAUAUGUAGGCACGUAAUGGAAACUUCCAAAGAAAUUUUAUUAAAUUGUUUUUGAAGACUUUUUUAAUCAAUUGUUUGCAUUAUGAAAAAUAAAAAUAAAAACAUUCUUAUAUACAUUUGAUUCCGACCAAGGUUUUGCUGGAAAUGCCCAGUAUCUUCAAGGGUGUUGAUUAUAUGUAUGUAUUUGUUUUUAACUUUGAUUUUUAAAAGUUUCUUAUUUUUAUUUUUAUUGCAAUUUCCAUUCAAAAAUUAAGAAAAAAGUUUUAAUAAAUUAAGAAACAAAUAAAUGGCAAUAUUAUAUUUUACAAUAAAAAUAAACACUUGAACGUAAAACAUUAAUAUCACAGAAUGGUAAUAAUUGCACUAAGUUUGCAAGUAGAAGAAGUAAAGAAGAUGGGACAAAAUUGUAUGGUGACCAUGCAUGAGAAAGAGUUGUCAGCUUUUUAUCCAAAAAAAGCUAUUUCUUUGAAGUUUUUUGUGUCUACUUCUCAACUAUCUCAAAAUUCACACAUAUAAUGUUCUCAAUACUUCAAAAUGUUUAUGUACCAACCGUCACCUUCCUUUAAGUGUUCCUAGUUCUGGUUUGUCUAUUUUUGUCCAGUAAGUUUAAAAUCAUUAGAUUUAAAAACAAAAACAAAUAUAACUGAUUAAUUAUAUGUUUCAAUUAAUUUAUGUAUCUCAAUAGACAGACGCCGCCCAUCCGGAUAAAAUGUUUGUAUUUGUUUUUAUUUGCAUAAUUUAAAUAAUUGACCAAAAAAGUUUGGCAACAAAUUUUAAUACAUUUAAAAAAAUGAAAGCUUAAACAAAAUAAACUUUUACACGUUUUCUUUGUUUGUUUUCUUAUAGAAGCUGAAUUAUUUCUGUUGAGCAAAGAAAUUUCCACAUGACAUUAAAUACAUUAUUUUUCAAAAAAAAUAUGAUAAAUUUAUUGUAUAUAUUUGCUUUGCCAUAUGAAAUAAAUUAGAAUAAGAUCGUUCUUAGACAACAUCUUAUAGUUGUGAGACAGAAAAUUUAUAUACAUUAACUAAUUUCAUUUCGUCUUCAUAUAAGAACUACUACUUAGCAUUCAUUAUUAUUGAUAAACUUUAGAUAAGGAUAUUUGAAAUUUAGUUUUUCUUUUUGCAAUACAAAUUUGUGUUAAGUCUUAUAAUUGCACAGUCGUUAGCUUCCUAUCCUAUUUUGUUUACGUACAUAAAGCCACGAACUCUUCAAAAUGUCCAGUCUUCUUUACCAUUUUCGUCGACCAAGUGAAUAAAGCAUUAAAUUUUGUUUGUUAAACUUCCAAGUUAAUGACAAAUUCGUAUUCGUUUAAAACAGACAUUUGAUUUGAAAGAAAAUAUAAACAAAAUUCAAUUUUUUUCCAUACAUAACUAAAUAAAAUAAGCAAAUUGCGAGCGUUAGAAAAAUAGGGAAGAAUUCCAAAAGAGAUACCGGUGCAUAUUUGUCUUAAGGUCUUUGCGCUUAUCCCACAAAAGAAUCUAUACUUUAAAAUUGAUUCUGACGGGCACAGUGAUGUAUUAGUGCUAAACUCUAAGUGCUACUAUGAUAUACACUCAGGAGAAUUAUGGCUUUAUCUUCUUUCUCCAUCCUUUUCGACAUUUUGCCAUAAAGUCAGGGUCCUUUUUACAAUAUACUUAUAAGCACACAUGACCUAUCUAAUCAUUUUAUAUUUUUAUUGUUUUGAUUAAGCUCCAUGCCAAUUUUGUUUGGUGGAUUUCUUAUUUUCUAGAAUUCAAAUUUUACAUUGAGCUCGCCCGCAUCAGUAGCAUUUUCGAAAAUUUUGAAGUUCUGUUAGUUUCGAGUGACUACAUAUAUAGAGUCCAAUGAUAAGUGCCAAAUUGGAUCUGUGAGCCCCUUGGCUGCUCGUGAUUAGCCAGCUUAGAAAAUAUUGACAGAUCUUAAAUUGUAUUAAGAUCAGUGAUAUUUCAAAAAUUAGUUAACUGUCUCCCAAAAAUCUUAGACCUCAUUGUAACUAAUCAAUUUUAAACAUUUGUAAUUAAUUUGAUGCAAAGUUAAUAGUUAUAAAUUUAUUGUUUAAGCUAGCCAGAAAAAUUAAUUUAAAUUUAGGCAGUAUAUUUGUUUCAAGGAAGUGGUAUAAUUUGAUGAAUUUACCUUAAUUUUUGUUUGAUUUUUCUAAGUUAUUACAUUAAAAAUAAUAUUAUCAUAAAAGUGUUUUUACAAAUUUAGUUGAUAAGAGAACACCUAUCAAUCAGAAGGAAAACCUUACAAAAUAACACAUCGUUCUGUUCUACACUAUAGUAUUUCAUAACUGCUUUACUUUUUUAAAUUUUGAACUUUUACAGUGUCGCAAGCUAUAUUCAAAUCAUCAUUGUGUUCAGUCCGUUUUGCUGCUGCUAGUUAUGCUGAAAAAGUGAAAUACGUAUAACACACGCAAAACCUAACUCCGGUUACAAUGUCGAUUUAUCAAUAAAAAAUUUUACAAUUUAAAAAAAAAUAAAAAUCGACAAAAUAAAUGACAUAAAAUAUAACUGAUAAAAGAAAAAUAAUACUGUAAAAACAAUUUGUAUGUUCUUUCAUUUCUAUAUAUUUUUUUUAAUUU